This is a messenger RNA of Danaus chrysippus (African queen), 477 nucleotides long. The record is from the annotation of a GenBank genome assembly. Lineage: Eukaryota; Metazoa; Arthropoda; Insecta; Lepidoptera; Nymphalidae.
AUGUUGAUGCCCAAACAGAACCGUGUCGCUAUCUAUGAGUACCUCUUUAAAGAAGGUGUCAUGGUAGCCAAAAAAGACUACCAUGCACCCAAACACAUCGAUCUGGAGAAAAUCCCCAACCUCCAAGUGAUCAAGGCAAUGCAGUCCCUUAAAUCUAGAGGUUAUGUUAAGGAACAAUUUGCGUGGAGGCAUUUCUACUGGUACCUAACAAAUGAGGGCAUCGAAUAUUUGAGGAUUUUCCUACAUCUGCCCCCUGAGAUUGUGCCCGCCACUCUGAAGCGUUCAGUGCGUACGGAGCCAGUCCGUCGUGGUGCUGUGGGCCGGCCAGAUGCUCCUGCUCGCUCGGCUGAAGACAGAUCUGCCUACCGCAGAGCACCCCCCGCUGGUGGACACGAUAAGAAGGCUGAUGUGGGACCGGGAUCAUCAGACGUUGAAUUUAGAGGAGGAUUUGGACGUGGACGACCUACCCCUAAUUAA